AUGCAUAAACUAGCUGGCACGACAGACAGACACACACAGACCAACGGAAAGGUGUCACUUGCCUCGACUUAUUGCCGGAACACUGUGGUUCCAUUUAUCUCUUCUAGUCUUCACUGUCUGGUUGGCUUUUGUCAAUGCCCCGUGUCGACUCAAGCGCCUCCUUUUUGCACGUUUGUGCUUCUUCUCACGUCCAGCCCCCACUUUGGCCUAUCUUUGCCCACCUUUUCACGCUCUCCACGCUCUCCACGCUUACCACACUCAUCACACUCAUCACGUCCCGGUCAGGCCUGCUUUGACCGUCUCUUCUCCCCUCCUCCUGCCCCCCUUUACAUGCACUCAGAGUCUCACUACCCGGAGCCCGGACGUAAGCUGUUUACUCCCGUCGACACCGUACACCUUGACCGGGACACACGGGCAGUCAAUCUACCAUGCGUUCAACUGACCAUGUACACUGCCUGUUCACUCUGGGAUCUGACAAUUGUUCUCACGUCUCGCCGGAAGGCGUCAUUGCCACUUUAG
Molecule: messenger RNA, 519 nt
Organism: Protopolystoma xenopodis
Lineage: Eukaryota; Metazoa; Platyhelminthes; Monogenea; Polystomatidea; Polystomatidae
Source: the annotation of a GenBank genome assembly